GAGUAAACAUCGACUUCCCCAUCUUCGAUUUUUCCAAUUUGUUUCUGCAAUCCCGUGACGAGAUCGGAACCUUCCUGUCAACUGCGUCUCCAGGAAGCACCGCCAUCGUCUUCCGUUGCUCCGAAGCCACGUCGUCCGGUCGCCGCCGCCCUAGGGUUUGUCAUGUUCGGUUCCUUCUUUCUUGAUUUCUCUCUACCGAGGCCGAUUGAACCUAGAUUUUCUCCUGACCCUAAUUUCUAGCCCCUUUGGUUGUUUUACUUAUCAGUCACUUGCUUCUAUGAAGUGGAAUAUGUCUAAAUCCUUUCGUUAUCAGAUCAGUCUUGGAGUUUACAAUUGCUUUUGUUCUUUCAGUUAGGGUUUCUAAUUUCACCUGAUUCAUUCUGGCAUGUACUCGAUCUUCUGAAGAGGUGUCAACUUUGGGUAGAUUGUCAGGAGCGAUGCUUGUUAUGGUGAUUCAGCAGGGAUAUCAAUCGGAUCCUUCGAUACGCGGACAAUGAGUUUUCGAUGCUGUGUGUAAGGGCUGGGGUUGUUUGUUUUGUUUCUACUCACAUGAUUAUCAAGGUUUUCCUUGGUAGAGCUGUGGGUAUAUGUAUCCAAAAGGAAGAGACAUUCCUUAGUUCUUUCUGUUAUAAUUAUUUGAUAAAUAAUAUUGCGUUAAUAAGAAAUCUGAAUGGGUAAAUAAUUAUUUGUAUCAGUUAUAAGGGGAAUAAUUCAUAAUACUCUAUUUACAUGGCAAAGGGAAAUAAUCAUAAUAAUUUGUCCUCUUGGUGACACUUUCUCUUUAUUUCGUUUGAUCCCGCAUCUUAAAUUCUUUGAAACUAAUUUUUAUCCUACUUGUGUAAAUGAAUCACAUCCUUCCAUUCCAUGUAUUUCAAUUGGAUCUUUCUCUCUCUCUUUUAAAGACAAAAAAAAAACGUGCUGUUUGAACUGAAUUUUCCAUCAUGCAAAAUAUUGCUUCCUCCCAAUUUGUACUAAAAGAAUGUGUAUGUGCUGGGAAACAUUUCAACAUCAGCGUUCCUUCCAUCCUGCCAUUUCAACCAAAGGAAAUGACAUGUAAAAUAGUCUCUUAGAAGCUUUUCCUUAGGCCGCAUAUUUCCUUCCACCAUAGAAAUAAUGACGAUACUUCUAUUGUAUGAUAUAAAAUUCAUUAUUUCUUCAUUUUACAAUGAUUUAAGUUAAAUUUAUAAUAUGUUGGGUAUAACUUAAUUUCUUAAGGGGUUAUGUUCACUUUCAGUGUUGGUUAAUAUUUAGAUUGUAUAAAAUAAGAUUCAUAUCACACCAAAUUGAAUCAUCAUGUUUUUUCUCAUUUCCAAUUCAUAUGUAAAAAUUUUAGCGUUUUACAUGAUACAAGUUGUUAAUUGAAUGAUCACAUUCCCAUAAUUCCAAGUUGUCUUGCUUUUGUGGCAGAUUAAGUAAUGCAUUUGUUCUUGAGCUGGGGAUGGUGUAGUGGCAAAUGUAAUUAUCUUAAUAAUUUCUAUCUUCAUACUGUUGGCUAGAACCAAUGGUUAAACCUAAGUUUUGAUAAAUGACAAAUGAAUUAAAGUUAGGUGUUGUGUUAUUUGACCUUGUUACCAAGUGUCCAAGACUUACGGGUCCGGAGAACCUGACACCAGACUGAAAUCUAGCUAGGUUUGUUGGACCUGAUAGCUGGUAUGGAAGUCCAGAUAAGUCAAGGAUUGACCCAAUAUCUUGCGGGAAGUCUGGCUGGGUCUGUGGGACCUGAAGCUGGCCGAAGUCCCGUUGGAUUUCUGACUUGACAACUUGCGAAGACCUGGUGGGUCAAAGGCAAGUCAAGCGAUUCUGCAUGGUAAGUAAGGUAAGUCACUGGAGGAGAGUGUUCUAUUGAGGACGAGUCUUAAUUAGGGACUUUAGGCGCAGGUCCAAUUUAAGCCCAUUUUAGAAUCCUUAGACUGUGGCUAGAUCCUGGUCUUGGGAAGACAUGAUCUAAUUAAUAAUAUUAUUUUAUUAUUCUGCUAACUCUGUUUGCAAUAUAUAGUUUGUUAUUUGGACUAACGCAUUUUGCAAGAAGAAAAGUGACUCAAGCCUCAGGUGAACAGUGAUCCGAGGCGCCUCCUGUUCUAGUGGAGGCGGCUCGAAUGCUUCAGUCGAAGUCGCCGCACAGAAGGGCCCGGAGGCGCCUCCCAUGCGGAUGGAGGCGCCUCCCAUGCGGAUGGAGGCGCCAUGAAGCUUGGUGCUGGAGGUGCCUCGGAGAGCUUUGAAGGUGCCCUCCAGAGGAUAAAAUCCACAGGUUAUGGGUUUGAUCGAUUCCGAAGAUAAGGGGAUAAAAGUUGCUACUGGAGGCGCCUCAGAUGAAGCUAGAGGCGCCCCUAACAGUCCAUAUACGCCCUGUUCGAGCAGCCUUCAAGAUACAUCUUCUCUACGAACUACAAAGACCUUUAUGCUACGAACAAGUUUGAUUGCUGCUGUACUACUGCUGUCGGCAGAUCGACACCAACUCUUGAGCACUUCCGAAUCCUCUUUCUACGAGUUGUUUUGGAAAAGGUUUAUAGUGGAUUGUUCGUCGAUAUGGUCCGAGGGAUCGUCGGUCUUGGAGUAGGAGUCGCCGAAGGCUCCGAACCAAGUACUUGUUUGACCAAUAUGAGGUGUUAUAAGGAGUUGUUUCUGAUGGACUAGGUGCUGAGUGUUACACAAAACCACUUGGUAUCACUUGACAUGUUCUUUGAAAGCAUCUAAACUUGUUUGAGCAUUAUUUUGAGUCACAAUGUCAAAGGGUCAAUACCAUACAAGAAUUCAGUCAGGGAGGAGAGCACUUGAAAAAUGCAAAAGCAAGACAAUUGAGAUCAUUGAUAUUGAAAGAGGGAAAAAUGUUAUAAUAGAUGCUCCAGAGUCUUUUCAUCAAGGUUCUGGUUCCCUAAAGGUUAAAAUUAAUGAAAUUCCUUCUGUUGUUAUACACAUUGCUGAUGAAGAGGGAGAAAAUGAUAAGCUUCAUAGUAAUGCAUAUCAGCAUUCCUCAAACAGCAGAGUGUGUCCUCUGUUUGGCAGUCAUUCAGCACAACAAGAAUUAGAUGAUGAAGAAUGUGUAAUGUACUCGAAGGAGGAUCUUUCCUCUUCUUACUCUAGUAGAAAUGGGUUCCCACUGUUUGGUUCAUCUAGAACUCCUCAUGUACUAUUUUCUUCUUGUUCAGAAAGCAGUUCAUCCAGAAAUGAUAGUUCAACAUUUAACACUUCUGGAAGUGAUGAUUCUGAUUUUGAAGUUGAAGAUAUUAGUGAUCCAUGAACAGUGGGAAAGAGCUGCUCUUAGGAGAAAAAAAUCACAAACAGUGAUAAUGAGGUCUGAAGAUCAGCCUAGUGUAUCAGGAUCAAGUUCUGAUCCAGGAUUGUCACCACCGGAACCUACUCAAAAUAUGGUUGAUUUGGAAGACACUGUAAACAAGAGCUUCUUUGAGCAUUCCAAAGUAUCUCCUUGUAAGAAUGGCAACUUCUUUGAGCAUUUCAAACACUCUCAAAAUGUUGAUAACUUGGAAGACUCUACAAACAAGUUCUCUUCUGAACAUUUUAAAGCAUCACCUUCCAAGUGCAGUUCAAGUCGUUCAAAUUCCAGAAAAAAUAUUUCUAAUAUGACCAAUGGUAAAAUCGGGAAUGAUCCCUUUUUUGGUAAUAGCAGAAAAGAGACUCCUGUUGGUUCUGAUACAUCUACUGGAAUCAGCUGUGAAGUGCCUAGUUUUCAGAAGAAUAAAUCAUUAUAUGAAAGCAGCUCUUUGAGAUCUCAGACCUUUGAAACUCAUGCUGAUCUUAAUGAAACUAAUACUCCUGAUGUACAAAUGCAGGGGAGCGCUACUGUCAGUGUUGAUGGGUUUAGUCGCAUGGGAAAAGCUGAGAGAAGUCCACCAGGAAAUUCUCCCUCCGCAAGUGCAAUUAGGGAUGAAAUGGACUUCCAGUAUGAAGAACCUAAUCCUGGAAAACCAACCAAAGCUAUGGAUUCAAAGCACCCUAUGGCUGGCUGCUCUUAUAAUCAUAGUGAGAAAGAAUAUGACCAUUCUGCAGAAUCACAACAUGACAACCCAGGUCUCCAGGAAAUUAAUCCAGGGGCAAAGGGGAUGUCCUUUGUGCAACAGAUCAUUCAUUCAAUGAUCCAAUACAUGAUGAACCAGUAAUCAAACAUAGCGCUGAUUUAUUUGGCUAUGAAACUGAAGCCAUUCAUGGAAAAUCUACUUCAAAAAAUGAUACAGAAAAUGGAGCUCUGUGCCAGAACUUAUCUUUACAUGGAGGCAUGCAAGAUUUAUCUUUGUCCUCGGACAACCUUACUGGUGACCUUGAAAAGCAUAAUGAAAUUGUGAUGAAGCCAAUUGUACCCAAGGAUCAGAGUGCCCCAAUAAGUGAACGUGAAAAAUAUAAGGAAUCUGAUGAAUUCAAGCGUGCUGCUGAAGAAGAAUGGGCACAAAGGAAUCGUGAGAUACAGUCUCAGGCAGAAGAAGCACAGAGAUUGCGGAAGAGGAAAAAAAGCUGAAAACCUGUGCUUAUUAGACAUGGAGAAAAGGCAAAAGCAACGGGUAGAGGAAAUCAGAGAAUCACAGAGGAAGGAUGAGCAGACGAUACCUCUGAAAGGACUUAGCCGUGCUGAAGUAAGAAAAGAGCUGGAUAAGAUGGAAUGGAGAUACAGGGACAUGGCUUCACUUCUUCGGGGGACUAGGCAUCUCCCAUGUCACACGAGAGUGGUAGGGGAGCUGUCGUCGCCGAAGGAGCAGGAUCGCUUCCUGCCCAUCACCAACGUUAGCCGCAUCAUCAAGAAGGCACUCCCGGCGAGCGCCAAGAUCUCCAAGGACGCCAAGGAGAUGGUGCAGGAGUGCAUCUCGGAGUUCAUCAUCUUCAUCACGGGGGAGGCCUCGGACAAGUGCCAGUGUGAGAAGCGAAAGACCAUCAACGGUGAUGACCUCCUCUGGGCUAUGACCACCCUUGGCUUCGAGGAGUACGUCGAGCCUCUCAAGGUCUAACUGCAGCGUUUUCGUGAAACGGAGGGUGAGAAGGGAGGUGGUGGUCCCUCGUCAUCCUUGCCAAUGCCUUACCAGUCGAUGGACUCGGUUGUUGCCUCUAUGGGCAUCGGGACCAAUAUGCCGGGCAUCGGGACCAACUAUGUACGGUGGUGGAAUGACGAUGAUGAUGGGGCAGCAGAUGUAUGCCUCGCAGUCCUCAUCCUUGCCAUAUCAUCUCCCCCAGAUGACCAUGUCGGAAAAGAGCAACACGGCAAGCAGUGGUGGGGUGGUGGUUUCGGCACCGGUUUGAGCUCGCCCUCCUCCAAGUUGGGAUAUAAGUAGCUGGUUCUAAUACGUAGGAGCAACAGAUUGUUUACUUCUGAAACCAAUCGGAUGGAUUUGGCUGGUGCAGUCUCUUUGUUUCUCAGGAAGUUGAAAAUUUGCACUUUUUUGUGUUUUUUUUUGGGCAAGAAACUGCUUUUACUCCCCUUCUCAGCUUGUUUAGAAUUGAAAUUUCAGAAUAUUAUUAAAAAGAUUCCUAAUUUAGUUAUUGCGUC
This is a messenger RNA of Zingiber officinale, 5488 nucleotides long. RefSeq names its product nuclear transcription factor Y subunit B-like. NCBI's taxonomy places the organism in Eukaryota, Viridiplantae, Streptophyta, Magnoliopsida, Zingiberales, Zingiberaceae. Gene Ontology annotation, molecular function: DNA-binding transcription activator activity, RNA polymerase II-specific; protein heterodimerization activity; RNA polymerase II cis-regulatory region sequence-specific DNA binding. Gene Ontology annotation, cellular component: CCAAT-binding factor complex. Gene Ontology annotation, biological process: regulation of transcription by RNA polymerase II. Bases 4365 to 4952 code for a protein of 195 amino acids. The record is from RefSeq and is a predicted model, not a curated record. The transcript is spliced from 6 exons.